This is a messenger RNA of Dreissena polymorpha, 998 nucleotides long. RefSeq lists its product as uncharacterized. Gene Ontology annotation, molecular function: NAADP-sensitive calcium-release channel activity. NCBI's taxonomy places the organism in Eukaryota, Metazoa, Mollusca, Bivalvia, Myida, Dreissenidae. The record is from RefSeq and is a predicted model, not a curated record. Gene Ontology annotation, cellular component: plasma membrane; lysosomal membrane. The transcript has 6 exons. Bases 1 to 717 code for a protein of 238 amino acids.
AUGUCUAUUACUCACUCAUGUCGUAAAGUUAUGUUGCCGAUAUCACAGCUUGGGAGACGCUUCCCUACCCUCCGGCCCACGGGGACUUUGCUGUCUUAUAUUGAUUUCCAAAUACACUCGGUCCGCGUUCUGGAAGCUGUCAGUAAAGCUCAAUGUCUCAGAAUUAAGGGAAAGGUUAUGUUCACUGAUCAAGACAACAACGGACAAGUGAACGUGGAGCUGGAAACGCUGACGACCAGAAUACGGUGUUCAGAAAUGGACUACUCAUUACCAGAGCCAGUCCUUGAAACCACUUCCCAGUCGACCGCCGCCGCUGUCAUAUUCUUUAGCGUCCUUUCCCUCUUGGCGGCUAGCUAUAACAUCACCUGGGGAGUUGUGGCUUUCUUUCAAACAAAGUCUUACAUGGUCCGCUACUUCAAGAUGCUGUUCAUGCCAGUCAACAAGGACGAGACCGACUUACCCCGCUCUGAGUAUUUCCGUUUUCUAAAGAUCUGGGAGAUCUUCAUUCUGGUGGCCGAUGUCAUGAAUAUAAGUGGUUCCGCCGCGUUAGUCGACAUUGAGAACCACACCUUUGAGUUAUCGACUUUGGACUCUAACACUGUCGUGCUGGGAAUCGGUGUGACCUGGUUCACACUCCUCCGGUUCUUCAAAUUCCAUAACAAGUUCCACGUAUGUCAUGUGAUAUUUUUUGUGUUGGAAACGUUAAUGAUGUAUUAAAAUGCGAAAUAACCGUUUGUAAUAGUAAUAAUGCUUAAAAUGACAUUAAUGGAGAUCAUGAUGAUGCGGCUGAUGGUGUUGGAUGAUGAUGAUGAUGAUGAUGAUGAUGAUGAUGAUGAUGAUGAUGAUGAUGAUGAUGAUGAUGAUGAUGAUGAUGAUGAUGAUGAUGAUGAUGAUGAUUAUCUUUCUGCUCCUUACAGCUUUUGUUCAGCACGAUCUACAAAGCAUUCGGUAACGUGGUUGCGUACAUGAUGUGCGUCGCGAUCCUCUUUGUCGGCAUA